Messenger RNA from Fulvia fulva, 3837 nucleotides. RefSeq names its product NPC intracellular sterol transporter 1-related protein 1. Gene Ontology annotation, cellular component: membrane. The transcript is spliced from 2 exons. Lineage: Eukaryota; Fungi; Ascomycota; Dothideomycetes; Mycosphaerellales; Mycosphaerellaceae. The record is from RefSeq and is a predicted model, not a curated record. The coding region runs from base 1 to 3837 and encodes 1278 amino acids.
AUGGGGUGGAAGAGCGCAGCAACGUUGCUGUCAGUCGCUGGCCUGAUCACAUCAGCGACAGCAGCAUCGAAAGAGCCAGACUGGACCACCAAACACGAAGCCGGCCGCUGCGCAAUCCGCGGUCAAUGUGGCAAGCAGAGCUUCUUCGGCUCAGAGCUGCCUUGUCCAGACAAUGGACUGGCCGAGGACCCAGCGGACAAAGUAAGAGAUGAUCUAGUGAAGCUAUGUGGGCAAGAGUGGGCAGAUACAAAAGUGUGCUGUGACGGCGACCAGAUCGAUGCGCUCAAGAGCAAUCUCGCGAAAGCGAAUGGAUUGAUCUCCGGGUGUGGAGCUUGCAAGAAGAACUUCUAUGAUCUGUUCUGUACCUUCACUUGCUCGCCGGAUCAGUCACUCUUCGUCAACGUGACCAAGGCAGAGGCGAAGGGCGAUAAGUUCAUUACGACGGAACUGGAUCAGCUUAUAGGUGAUGGUUUUGGUGCUGGGUUCUAUGAUAGCUGCAAAGACGUCAAGCUUGGCGCGACGGGAGGCAAAGCGAUCGAUCUGAUUGGAGGUGGAGCGAAGAACUACACACAGUUCCUGAAGUUCUUGGGAGACAAGAAGCCUUUUGGGAGUCCGUUCCAGAUCGACUUUCCGAGGCCAGGUGAUGGCAAGUUUGAGGGCAUGAAGCCGGUAUUGGAGGGUCCGAUACCUUGCAACACCACGGAUGAGGCGUAUCGAUGCUCUUGCGUGGAUUGCGCUGGGAGCUGCCCAAAUCUGCCAGAGGUCACGGAGGCGGAGCAGUGUACUGUGGGACUACUGCCUUGCUUGAGCUUUGCGAUUGUGGUCGUAUACUCAGUCUUCAUCACGCUGCUCGUGCUGGCUGUUACCGGUCAUGUGGCUGCUGCGAAGCGACGACAGAGCAAGAAUGAGCGAUUGCAGCUGCUUCAAGAUUCUGCUCCGAGCGACGAUCAGGACGAAGGAGACAUGGUGCAUGGUGUGGCCAUGACGGAUCGACCGACGAAGCAGUAUGUCGUCAACACAUACUGCGAUCGCGUCUUCGCCAGCCUGGCGCGAACAUGUGCAAGAUUCCCCGGAAUCACGAUUGGGACCAGCUUCAUCAUUGUUGGGCUGCUCAGUCUUGGAUGGCUACGCUUUGCUCUGGAGACGGAUCCUGUCAAGCUUUGGGUUGCGCCUGAUUCUGCAGCUGCCUCCGAAAAGAAGUUCUUCGACGACAACUUUGGGCCUUUCUUCCGCACCGAGCAGGCUUUCUUGGUCAAUGACACUAGCGAUGCUGGACCUGCGCCUGUAUUGAGCUAUAACACUCUGCAAUGGUGGUUCGAUGUUGAGAGAAGGAUAAGGGUGCAGAAGAGCUUCGGAAAUGGAUACACACUGAAGGACGUCUGCUACAACCCGACUGGUGAAGCAUGUGUGGUGCAGUCAGUUUCAGGAUACUUCGCCAGCACUGGCCUGGAUCAGGAAGACUGGGAGGAGCAGCUGAAUAGCUGUGCUGAGACACCGGGAGAUGUUCAGUGCUUGCCAGAGUUCAAGCUUCCAUUACCAGCAGAGCGCCUCUUGGGAGGAUACAACCACACUUCCCAGCAAGCCACAGCUGCUGCUGCGCUAAUCACUACCUGGGUCAUCACCAACUACAACCCUGGCGAUGAGCGACUCGAGAAGGCAGAAGAGUGGGAGGAGAGCACCAAGCGCCUUCUCAAGGACAUCACCAACGAAGCUGCCGAACGCGGCCUGCGAUUGAGCUUCAACACGGAAAUCAGCUUGGAGCAGGAACUCAAUAAGAAUACCAAUACUGAUGCCAAGAUCGUGGUCAUCAGCUACAUCGUCAUGUUCAUUUACGCUUCGCUGGCUCUCGGCAGUACGACUGUGACCGUCAGCACCAUCCUGCGAAACCCUGUCGGAGCUCUGGUUCAGAGCAAGUUCAUGCUCGGCAUUGUUGGCAUUCUGAUUGUCCUGAUGUCAGUCGUUGCCUCUGUCGGCAUCUUCGCAGCCGCUGGCGUGAAAGCGACGCUCAUCAUCGCUGAGGUCAUUCCAUUCUUGGUUCUGGCUGUUGGUGUUGACAACAUCUUCUUGAUCGUGCACGAGUUUGAGCGCGUGAACAUUAGCCACGCAGAUGAGCCGGUCUCAGAGCGUAUAGCCCGAGCACUUGGCAGGAUGGGACCAUCGAUUCUUCUCUCUGCUUCGACCGAGACUGUUGCGUUCGCGCUUGGAGCAGCGGUGGGAAUGCCAGCAGUGCGAAACUUUGCGGCGUAUGCUGCUGGAGCAGUAUUCAUCAACGCUGUGCUGCAAGUCACCAUGUUCGUGUCUGUGUUGUCGCUCAAUCAGCAGCGUGUCGAGGAUGGUCGCCUUGACUGUAUUCCUUGCGUUAAGAUACCACAGAGCCAUAGCAUGCCUGGCGGGUUUGGCGGUGCUCCGUUCAGUGCCUCGGACGAGGAGGGAUGGCUGUCGAGGUUCAUUCGCAAGUACUACGCGCCAGCUAUCCUUGGUAACAAAGCAAGAGUCGCCAUCCUGACUAUCUUCUUGGGCUUCUUCGCUGCUGGCAUUGCACUCUUGCCGGAGGUUGAGCUUGGUCUGGAUCAGCGUAUUGCCAUUCCCUCGGACAGCUACUUGAUCGACUACUUUAAUGACCUCGAUCGCUAUUUCGAGCAAGGUGCUCCGGUGUACUUUGUCGUCAAGGACCUCAAUGUUACGCAACGCCUGCACCAGCAGCAAUUGUGCGCACGAUACACGACUUGCAAGGAGUUUUCCAUCAACAACAUCCUUGAGCAAGAGCGCAAGAGGCCUGAAGUCAGCUACAUUGCAGAUGCCACCGCAAGCUGGAUUGACGACUUCUUCUCCUGGUUGAAUCCAGAAAUGGAUCAAUGCUGUGUAGAUGGCUACAAGGCCUGCUUCGAAGGACGCAACCCACCGUGGAACAACACACUUUACGGCAUGCCAGAAGGCAAGGAGUUCACCGACUACGCUAAGCGAUGGCUGAAGGCUCCUACCGGAGAAGAUUGCCCAUAUGGUGGCUCAGCUGCCUAUGGCGAUGCAGUUGUAGUCGACGACAAAGCCUUGACGAUCCCAGCCAGCCAUUUCCGAACUGCACAUACUGCACUGCACAGCCAAGCCGACUUCAUCAAUGCCUAUGCCUCUGCCCGCCGCAUUUCAAACGACAUCAGCGAGCGCCACAACAUCGAGGUGUUCCCCUACAGCAAGUUCUACAUCUUCUUCGAUCAGUAUGCGACCAUCGCGAAGACGUCUGUUGGCCUUGUUGGCGCCGCGUUGGCGUGUACGCUUGUCAUCACGAGCUUCCUGCUCGGAUCGAUUCUGACGGGCCUGGUCGUCACGAUGACUGUCAUCAUGAUUGUCGUCGACAUCGUCGGCACCAUGGCUGUCGUGGGAGUUUCCCUGAACGCGGUGUCGCUCGUCAACAUCGUCAUCUGCGUCGGCAUUGGCGUCGAGUUCUGCGCUCAUAUCGCGAGAGCUUUCACAGUGCCGUCAGCUUCUGUCCUUGAGCGUGCGCAAAGCAAAUUCGGGGGCAAGGAUGCAAGGGCUUGGGCCGCUCUUGUCAACGUCGGAGGGAGUGUCUUCAGUGGCAUCACGAUUACGAAGUUACUGGGUGUUUUCGUGUUGGCGUUUACACGGAGCAAAAUUUUCGAGAUCUAUUAUUUCAGGGUUUGGUUGAGUCUUGUGGUGUGGGCGGCGUUGCAUGCGUUGGUGUUCUUGCCGGUUGCGUUGACUCUUUUUGGUGGCACAGGUUACAUUGAUCCCGAGAGUGAUGGAGGGCUGGAGCAGGAUUUGGCGAGUCGGAGGUAUAGGGCGCUUUUGCCGGAUGAUGAGUAUGAUAGUGAUGAUUAUUGA